Messenger RNA from Phialemonium atrogriseum, 1374 nucleotides. Its product is annotated as glycoside hydrolase family 16 protein. The record is from RefSeq and is a predicted model, not a curated record. Gene Ontology annotation, biological process: glucan catabolic process. NCBI's taxonomy places the organism in Eukaryota, Fungi, Ascomycota, Sordariomycetes, Cephalothecales, Cephalothecaceae. Gene Ontology annotation, molecular function: hydrolase activity, hydrolyzing O-glycosyl compounds. The coding region runs from base 125 to 1138 and encodes 337 amino acids. The transcript is spliced from 2 exons.
AGAGUCUACCUCCUUCCACAAGAUCCCUUCUAAACCAGAAAACCUCGAUAUGUGAGAGUUCCUCAAAGUCAACUAUUUCAACCACAACAGCUCUCAACUUCAACUACUGCGGGCAACACAAGACAUGCUCGUCUCAAGGAUAACUCUCGGGCUUGGUGCCCUUCUCUCUGCGGGCAUCACUCAUGCAGCCCAGUAUGUGGAGAUUGAAUCAUACGACCCAAGCAACUUCUUCGACAAAUUUGGCUUCAUGAGUGCGCCCGAUCCGACCAACGGCUUCGUCGACUACGUAGACGCUGUGACUGCCAAUCGGGAUAGCCUCGCAGGGUACGCGAAUGGUGGUGUCUAUCUUGGCUCCGACUUCAAAGAGGUAACGACCACUGGCCGGCCCUCUGUCCGGGUGACCUCGAAGAGGGCUUAUACCAGAGGCCUCUUCAUUGCCGACAUCGCCCACAUGCCGGUAGGGACCGGAAAGGGCGGCUCAUGCGGUCUCUGGCCGGCCUUCUGGAUGUUCGGACCCAACUGGCCCUCCUCUGGCGAAUUCGACAUUAUCGAAGGCGUCCACAACCAGGCCUCAAACGGUGUCACCCUGCACACAAGGGUCGGCUGCUCUAUGACAAAUACGGGAUCGCUUGCCUCUACCAAGAUGGUGAACAUUGACUGUCAGGGGACUGCUGGUUGCAGCCAGGCCACCGCAGAGACAAACAAUUAUGGCCCGGGAUUUAAUGCCAUUGGAGGCGGCAUCUACGCCAUGGAAUGGACCAGUGAGGCCAUCAGCGUCUGGUUCUUCCCUCGCAACGACCCGAUGGUGGCCAGACUGAACGAGUUCAACAUGUCGGCUCCUGAUCCUUCGAUCUUUGGCCAGCCCCUGGCCAGGUUCGUCGGUGACAGCUGCAACAUCGAUGAGCAUUUCGUCAACAACAAUAUCGUCUUCAAUAUUGACUAUUGCGGAGAUUGGGCCGGAGAGGUCUGGAGUGAGGACCCAACCUGCAGCCACCUGGCGCCUACUUGCGACGAGUACGUCGGCCAGAACCCGGGUGCCUUCGCCGAGGCCUACUGGUUGAUUAACUCGCUCAAGGUCUACUCGAAGGACGGGGUCGCGGCGAAGAAGGGCCGGCAGCUGCGGAGGUAUCUUGCUUGAAGAAUCUCUUGGUGGGGAUGCCCUUGCCAGAGAGUGAAGCCCGUGAAUAGGAGGGAAUGCAGGGAUUGGAGAUACUCGGAAUCUCCCUGUACAUGGCAGGCCACAUAAAAAGGGAUGGACGCGCUGACGACGACUGAUGCUUCAGAAACACGGCCAUGAUACUAACCCUCUAGAUUUUUUAAAGGCGUUUGGGCGGCAUGUAUAUAUGCCCGCUUGAAUUGGGGGCUAGCUAGCUC